CCCCCCUCUUCCCUACACUCUUUCUUUCCCCUCUUCCUUCCCCUUCUUCCUUCCUCCUCAUUCAAUCCAAACUCAUUCCAUCGCAACGUCUCCCUUUUCUUUCCUUCACUUCACUCUAUAUCGUACAUUCCCCCCACUCUCCCUCUCUCUCACUGACACUCGCCGGCACCUCUUCUCCUGACGCUCUUCAUAUAAGGCCCCUCAUAUAACACUCGCCCAUUUUCAAUUGAACGACCCCACAACACCAGUCCCCAGACAAUGGACCAAGGCCCCAUAGCCGUCUCGACUGCUGCACCAAUUGCCUCCACAACUUUCAACACGGAGGCGUCCCUGACCGCCCUGGCAGCGUCAGGCACAGAGACUGAAGAGGCAAAUUCGGACCCAGGAUAUCACUCCUCUGAAACAACACCUAUCACCGCAGCACUUCUUGCCCACAAGGCAAAGUUUACUGCCACCACCACCACCACUACUGCCACUACCACAAGCACAACCGCCUCGACCAUGGCAGACAUCGAUGCUCCUGCCCCACUCGUCUCUCCCAUCAGCUCCGUCUCCAACAGCACCGCUGGCAGCUCUCCCCAGCCCAACCACAUCCCUUCCUCGGAGGAGGCAGACAUGAUGGCCUCGUUGGACGAGGUCCUGAAGCGCAAGGUUGCAAACGAGGUCUCCUCUGACUACUACAGCAGCAGUGCUGCAGGUGGCAGCGACAAUGGCCAGGAUGAGGAUUCCGAUGUCGCACUGCACUCAGGAACGCAUCAUCACCACCAUCCUCACCAAGGGGAGCAAAUCUCUGUGUUAUCUUCGAUAUCGGAUACACAAAUCCCCCAACAUCCCCAUCCUCAACCACAUGCACAUGAUGAUGGUCACUUUGGAUCGGCUUCCCAGGACGGCGAACACGAACACGAGCACGAACAACAAGAAGAAGAAGGCCCUUCCCCGGAUCAGAUGGGUCUUGAUAACCUGGGCACUAUGGACCUCCGUAUGCUGCUACAGCAUGCCUACGAAGUCAUCCAAGAAAAGGAUCGGGACCUCGGAAUGGCAGCAGUGAUGGGCCAAGAUCUUAUCGACUCCAACACCAACUUGCAAGCCAAGUACCAACACAUCCUGACUCAGCUUCGACACCAACGAAUGCAUCGUCCUCGACAGCUUACGCCCCCGCGCAAAAUCAUCCUCUCGCCCGCACCCGAGAUGUCUGGCUCGAUUGCGAUCAUCGACCCGGACGAUAACGAUGGGAACAACAGUGGGGACGAGAACUGGGUCGACGACUUUGAGCCCUCCCGAUCGUCCUCGUCAUCGCUGCACCCCAUCUCACCCCCGACUUCCUCGAACUCGCAUCACCAUGCGACCUCGUUCCGUCGUAGCCCCACCAGUCACAAUUCGAAUAUGAUGCGGUCAAGGUCACGCCAGGAUAUCGAGAAGCUGGCCUCGCUCGAGGAGUUGAAUGCGCAGCUGCAGGGCAAGGUCGAUGCUGUCACCAAAGAGCUGAAGCAUGGACGACGGCAAGCGUUCAAGCGCCUUCGCAGGGCCGAGAAGGAGCUGAAGAUGUGCAAGGACGAGCUCGACCGGACGACCUUCAAGGUUGUUGACCUGGAGGAACAGAACGGACGGCUCAUCGAGGCCAGUCGUAUGAUCCGGAUGCGCCGUAUCAUGCUCAAGAAUCAGCUGCCUGCACCAGGAUCGAUCCCUGGGUCGACCAUGGCCAACAUGGCGCUCGAGAUGAUAGGAGACGAUGUCAUGGACGAGAUCACGAUCCAGGAAAUGUUGGCGGAGGAUAACAGGAUCUUUGAGGAGCUGCGUGAUCGACUACAGUCGCUCGAGCGCAAGAACACGGCACUGAUGCAGCAGAAAGCCGAGGCGGACAGGAGGACUCAGCAACUGGCACAGGACCUUUCGGACAUGCAACAGGAGCAGGAGGAACUGAUGGCCAACCUCUGUGGGCUUUCGGAUCUGCAGUCGGCGUAUGAUGAGCAGUCCGCACAUGUCAGGGAGCUGGAGAACUCGAUUGAAGAACUGCAGAACACGAUCAGCACCAUGUCCUCGAGAUUCUCUCAGAUGAAUUCGCCCCUUCUUUCACCCGCAGACCCCUCGUCACCGGUGCAGAGUGUGUGGAGGAGAGAGGACGCGGACUUUAAGGCGCUCAAGACGAUCCUGCACGGAGCGAGCCCUCAACCGAUGGCGUUAAAGUCCCCGGGAUUGAAGGGCCAGCGUCGCCCACGCAGGACACUGCUGGCAGAGCUGGAGAGCGAGUGGUUCAGAGACGUGUCGUUCUUUGGACCGCCCCGUGUGCCUGAACAGCAGCAGCAGCAGCAGCAGCAACCUAUUCAUCUGGGUGGUCCCAAGUCACCGAAAGCGCUCAAGAACCAUCGCCAUGACUCUGAGUCGGAUGCGUUCUCGGAUGAUGCUGGAGGACGGGUCAAUGGUUGGCGCGAACGGAUCCAGGACAUGGGCGAGGAGUCUAUGUGUGAGUCAUCGAGCUGUAUCCGCAAGAGACGAAACCGAUUCAAAUACGCAGGAAGCGACACGGACGGCGGUCUUGGAGAGCCUUUGGGAGACAGCACCGCCGAGCAUGGCGAUGAUAGUGAUGUGGAGCGAUACCAGCUGCGUCCGCGCAAGCGACUUGGCCAUCAUCACCAGCUCACUAUCGCUGGCGGCAUUGUCAGCUCUGGAUGCGAGGACGAGAGCGCGGACGAGGACAUGUCCGAUUGCUCCGAUCCUCAUCAUCUGCACUACCGCCGACCGUCGACGCCUGGAUGCUGUUGCCACAUGUAUGAUGAUUACAGUGGGUACUCGAGUUAUCUUGAGGACGAGGAGGAAUCUGUGGUGGGCUGGGCGCAUUUCGAGGACCAUGAUGCGUCGUCGUUUGGUUAUGACAAGAAGCGUGAUGGAUACUAUGUGGGCCGGCGGUCACGUCGUGGUUUCCUUGGUAUCUUUGGCAUGGUCCAGAGUGUGUUCUUGGUGUUCAGACUGUUGUGGCGUUGGUGCCGAUUCCUGUGCAUUCUUUCGACCGCGUUGGGUAUUGCCAUUUACCGUGGACCGGAUGCACUGUUGACGGAUCAUUAAAAAAAGCAAACGGGC
This is a messenger RNA of Gamsiella multidivaricata, 3075 nucleotides long. RefSeq lists its product as uncharacterized. The transcript is spliced from 2 exons. Lineage: Eukaryota; Fungi; Mortierellomycota; Mortierellomycetes; Mortierellales; Mortierellaceae. The record is from RefSeq and is a predicted model, not a curated record. Bases 259 to 3060 code for a protein of 933 amino acids.